AUGGACACCAAUAACGACCAACCUCCGAGCUCAGAUCCCGGGCACCCAACCACGAUUCCCAUUGCGCAAAUAAUCCCGGACCUCGAUCGUUUAUCAAAAAGCUCAAUUCACGCUACAGUAACCCUAGUGUGGCCGUAUUCAUCCUCGACUAAGGCGUUCAGUUUUCUGUUGGCGGAGCCUGAUUUCCGUCUCCGACGCUCCAAUGGACAAGUCAAAGUGGUGCUUCAUGGACUUGUGGCAGAGAAGGUCGCGGAGACCCGGGUUGGAAUUGGCGAUGAAGUUUUGCUUAGUCUAGCAGGGUCCAGGUUGGAUAAGAAUGAAACCGCGACCCGGACACCAGGCAGAUAUGUGGCUUGGGAUGUGCAUUUUGAUGAUCGCGUACACCUUGAGAUUUCUCGCUCGUCGAACUAUUACGCAACCGUGAAAGUUGACCCUUCCGUCGAACCUGUGCAGCGCAUCGAAGAACCCGCACCCCCUGUUACACCUGUGCCCAGCCGAACACGACCCGAGGAACAUUUUGCGACUGGUGGCUUGGGCUCUUGGACAUCUCCAGCUUUCUUUCAGCGUUCCCGUGCGUCUUUCGGUGUUAAUUCGAGACUUGAUCCUUUCGCAGAAGAAGAUGGGUUUGUUCCGGGAAAAGGCAGAAAACGUCCCAGGUUUAGCAUGCGAAGCAGCGAAUGGCGCUUCAUUGAUGAGCCUGCGGAUCCUGACGAGAAGGGUAACCCAAUGGAUUGGACAGAGGAACUUGAGAAUGAAAUCGAAUCCGAGCCAGAGCCGGGACAGCCAGAGCUGGAAUCGAAGGUUGACAAGGAAAGGACAGCCGAAGUUGUCGGAGCGCCUCAAGAAACGCCGAUCACGGCAAGCCCUUCACCAAGCGCAGAGGCAAUUCCUGCCACAACUACUGAGGAUACUACAAUAACUAUUGUUCGACCAACUCCUGAACCUAGCGUCGAUAUAGAACAACCGGCCGAGCAAGAUGCGGCUAAAGCUACAGAGGUUUCUCGUGAAGCUCACGAGAGUGGAUUCAAUAUCAAUGGCUUACAUAUUCCAAUGGAUACUCCACGUUUGCUUCCUAUCCCGUCUCCUGGUCUUCCGGUACCGUCUCCGUUUGUUUCUGCAGAUAACCGACAAGGCUACUUCUCGUCAGCAGCUGCUACUAUUGCACAACUUCCAGCACCCCGGCAAAGUACAACAGCGACGCAAUACGAGUCCGCAGGAGUUAAAGAAAAUGUUGAGACACGGACACGAAUUACCCAAACAGAAACAAUUAGUGCGUCUGUUCCUCAGACGACGCAUGAGGGUGCUGCCGUAUCUCUCCAUGAGACUGCUCCCGAAGAUCCAAUAGCAAGUACUACCCCCGAGCCAGGGGGUUUAAUAGCAAAAGAUGAUGCUCAGUUUGAUGAACGACGUGAAACGGCCACCACAGAUGUCUACCAAGAUGAACCAUCCCCAUAUCCCAACAUGGACGCUUCCGCAGAAGAAGAGCCCCGUAUUGACCACAUUGCAAUUCUACCGCCAGAAGAUGUUGAAAUGGAGGACGCAGAAUACCCGUUGACUAAUAAACAACAUGAAAAUAAGGAUGAUGAUGAAGACGAUGAGUAUUUCCAGGAAGCGACGUCGGAUGAAGAGAGUGCCGUUGAAGAAAUAGAGGGCGAAAGCGAGAAUAAAAGUGAAGAAAACGACGAAGAAGAGGAAGAAUAUAGUGAAGAUGAAGGGGAUUGUGCCAACCAAGCUGUCGACAUACGGAGUCAUGAACUACUUAAUGGACGGUAUGGAACAGAGAGCACGGAAAGUCCCAAUAAUUCCCCCCAAUCGCAAGCAGAAUCCUAUAGCGAACCAAAGGACCAACUUCAUCACAUUAAAGAAGAUGAAGAGAAAGUGGAUGUUGAGGACGCAGAUGAGAAUGAAGAAGACGAAGAUAUGGAUAGCGAAGAGGCAUCUGAAGGGGAUUACGAAUCUGGGUAUGUGUAUGAGGAUGACGACGAAGAUGUCGAUUCAGAAUCAGAAUCAGACGAGCAGUAUCAAGUUCAGCCUCCACAAAAUAAUACCCAACCAGAAAUCAUUGUUCUAGACAGCGAUGACGAAGACAAACAGCCCGAUGCGAGUUCCCAGGCACAGACGUGCGCACUUCCCAUACAAGGCCAGCCCGCUUCUGACCAAGAACAGUCUGACGAUGAAAUCCACGCAGAGGAAGAAGAUUGGACUUCUGACGAGGAAGAUGAAGAUGAGGUUUUGGCUCUGAGAAAAUAUGAUGAUGGAAAAGACCAUCACGUUGAAGACGAAGCAGCAGCUGAAGAAGAAACAGUGAAAGAUGGCGGUCAAGACCACUAUGUUGAGGAUGAGGAUGAGGAUGACUACAGCAUGGAUGAGGAAGAACCGGCUGAAGUUGGAUCAGCGAGGGAUGAUGAGCAGAUUCACCACGUCGAGGAAGAAGAGUCGGCUGAAGAGGAAGCAAGGAGAGAUGAAGAACGGGCUGACCAAGUUGAAAUGGUUGAACGGACACGCCGGACCAAAAAUGAGCAGGUAGCAGAGCCGGCCAGUGAUGACCAGGAGCAAGGCAGCCUAGCAGAGGACGGGCAGAGACUGGACGAACGAGAGCAUGGCGAACAAAAUGUUGAAACCACAACUUCAGUUGAAUAUGAAAUAGUGGCACGCCCUGACAUUGACGAUUCAGUCCCUGGAAAACAUCAUGAGGAGGCAUAUGUAACAGAAGACCUUCCACAGUAUUCCGAACAGGAUCUUCAUGAGCAUCCUCGUACGCAUACCCCUCGAGAAACGACUCCUGACGCCACCUCGUAUCAACCUAAGACUAUCCGAGAUGAUGUCGGAUCGAGUAGGAGGCAAGAAGAAGUCGAAAAGAGUGAAGUUAGGACUGAAGAGCUCCCAAGGACAGCAGAGUUGGACCAAGAUAGGGACUUUGGGUUAUGGUACGACGGCGCCAGAUCUCCACGAGUUGGACAUGACACCACGACUAUUACUACUGAGACCUUUGAACCCUCGGGUCUUUCGCCCCAUGACCGACAAGCGGAUGAUACUCUGGAAACUGAAUAUAGCCAUCAGGAUUUCGAAAACCACUCUAUAAGCGAGCAAGCUAUCACAUCUCAGGAGCGGGCGCCCUCGCACGAGCAAGCUGAGAUUUUGGUAGAAGAUGACAACGCACUGGUCGAGGCGCCCGGUGUCCCGGAAGCGAACAACGUACUGCCAAUAACGGAGCAGGAAUCCAGAUCUGGUUCCGCUUCAGUCUCCGAACAUGAAUGGGCCGAAGCCAACGAAUAUAAAGUGGACGAAGAUGUUCGAGCCCGGGAAGGGCAAGGAUCUAGGUCUCCUUCCGCUUCAAUCUCUCAACACGAGUGGGUCGAAGCCAACGAAUACGUAGCAGAUGAAGCGCAGGAAGCCGCAGACGAAGAAACAUCCCUUCAAUUACAGCUACAAGAUGAAGCACGCGUUCGCAAAUCAAUUGAAGAAUCAGAUAGCUAUACCCAGCACCCCGCAGGCCCAGAUCGUCGCUAUCCCGGACUCCGCAGCAAACACUCCUACUACGCGCCUCUCUCUACUCUCGUCGAUCACUUCGAUGCCCUAAUCGACGCGGUUUCCGUCGUAUCUGAAACGUCUCCCAUAAUCCACUCCGCGUCUGGGAACAAAGACUACUCACUGACACUCUGCCUCACCGAUCCCUCCAUGGUCGGCACCACGCUCACCGCACAAAUCUUCCGCCCUCAUCUCGAUGCCCUCCCCUCCGUAUCCGAAGGCGACAUUAUCCUCCUCCGCAAUUUCAAAGUCAAGAGCUUCAACCACUACGUAAUGCUUAUUUCCUCCGAUACAAGCGCAUGGGCCGUUUUCAGCCCUUCCCAAGAUGAGGCACAGAUGACUGGCCGACCAGUCGAAUACGACGACGAAGAGCGCACCCACGUAUCCUACCUUCGCGACUGGUACCAGUCAAAUGGUGCAGCUAUGAUUGCGGAUAACCAGCUACAAGCAUCAAUCGUGGAAGCCAGCAGGGAGAUGACGCCUAUGAGCAGCGUUGCAGCUAGUGAUACCGCUAGUCUCGAUGAUUUUCCGGGCCGUGAAGGACGCCGUGACUCGGCUCGGAGGGAUCGGCGGGGGAGGAAGUCGCAUCGGAGGAUUACUAUUCAUGAGUUGAGGGAUGGGAGGAGGUAUACUGAGAUUGGGUCACCGUCGGAUCCGGAGAGUAUUCAUGAGCUCAGGGACGGGACUGUUUAUGCGCACCUUUAA
Aspergillus ruber CBS 135680 is the source of this 4233-nucleotide messenger RNA. RefSeq lists its product as uncharacterized. The coding region runs from base 1 to 4233 and encodes 1410 amino acids. Gene Ontology annotation, cellular component: chromosome, telomeric region. Gene Ontology annotation, molecular function: DNA binding. The record is from RefSeq and is a predicted model, not a curated record. The transcript is spliced from 2 exons. Gene Ontology annotation, biological process: telomere maintenance. NCBI's taxonomy places the organism in Eukaryota, Fungi, Ascomycota, Eurotiomycetes, Eurotiales, Aspergillaceae.